Messenger RNA from Microthlaspi erraticum, 336 nucleotides. The record is from the annotation of a GenBank genome assembly. NCBI's taxonomy places the organism in Eukaryota, Viridiplantae, Streptophyta, Magnoliopsida, Brassicales, Brassicaceae.
AUGGUGAACUCGAAAGAGAACACUCCCACCGGGAGCCCGUCUCCCUCAGAAGAAAACUUAAGCGACAAGAUCCGUCUCGCCGCGAAGAUCGACUUCGCCGCAACGAUCCCCUCCGCCAAGAAAGGACGAGAGCCCCCCUCCGUCCGCACCACGCCGCUCGAGAAAAUCUUCCUCGAGCGACAAACCCCGCAGCUCGAAGAAAUCCUCCUCGAGCGAGAAGAUCCUCAAACUCAUGGAGAAUCUCGUCAAGCCACUCGCCGACGGUUUCGAGUCAAUGCGAGCACAGCAGAAAAAGACUCAGGAACAGGUGGAAGCCCUAGCACGAGAAGACGAUGA